UAAAUAUAAUAUUAGGUAUAAAAAAACCGCGUCACAGUGUCUGUAUCUAGUCCUCACUUCUCGGUCGAUUCUGCGUACGAGAAGUGCGCAAAGGCCUGUCGAACAAAAUUCCCGCGAGCCCUGAUCUGUUAAGCCUGCCUAAAUAUUUAUAUCGGUGUAUUUGUGUCUGAUGACUGGAACCACGAAGUUGGGGAACGCUAUAAAGAAUUACAUCACAGUGAAAGUAGGAACAGUAUCAUUUAGUUGUGUCUGAUUGUAGCAAAGCUUUGAAAAGUUAUAAAAUGAGGAAAAUGGAUCAUAGAUUUUUUGUACAAAUCUAAUGGAAAUUUUGUUUCCUAAUACUAUUAGAAUUAUUCAAUUGGAUAUGGCGGAUGAACGAUUAAGGCCGAUCGGACGUGGUGUUCCGAUGGGCCGGGGAUCACUUUUGGAUAUGUUGAAAAAACAGACCGGCAGAGGAGAUACUCCAACCCCACCACCAAGUUUCACCCCAGUUGCCAUUCCUAAUCCGGCGACUCUGGCCCCAAGUUUGGGUCGUGGUCGUGCUGCGCUGUUAGGACUUAUUAAAAAAUCAACAGAAGGGCCAGCCCAAAUUAUUCCAAGUUCGGAACAAGCUCCAAUAUCGACAAUUUCUCAGCAACCCGUAUCAGCUCAAGCAUUACCAAUUUCUGAGCAACCUCCACAAGCUCGUGGCAGAGCUUCACUUCUUAGUUUAAUGAAAAAGCAAACCCCGUUUCCAGUGACGUCUCAAACUUCAAUGCAAUUCACCCCUGCAGGACCUUCGGGUGACUUACCAAAUCAAGCAAUCAGUGCAAUGGCUAGUCUGACAAUUACUGAGUCUGUUGUUGAAUCUGAAGUGAUAUCACGUCAAGGUUUUGCUGGCACAACAAUUGAUUUGAAUGCCAAUUAUAUACGCCUGAACGUGGACCAAGGUCGAGGCGUACAUGAGUACGAAGUCAAGUACUCUCCCGACCUGGAUUCACGUCCUUUACGAAGUAAAUUGCUGUACCAACAUUCAGUGACCCUUGGUGAAGCAAAAAUAUUCAAUGGAGUGACUUUACACCUCGCCCAGCCAUUACCAGAAAAUAGGACAGAGCUUCAAUCAGAACAUCCGAUGGAUGGUUCGAUCGUCAAGCUAACGAUAAUUUUCAAGAGACAGCGUCGACUUGGUGAACUCCCCGGGCUUUUCAAUGUUUUAUUCAAGCGUGUAAUGCAUGCCUUGGAUUUAGUACAAAUUGGGCAAAAGCAUUUCAAUUCUAGAGCAGCUCAUUCUGUGCCCCAACAUAGGUUGGAAUUGUGGCCAGGAUAUGUUACGGCCAUUGAUGAAUAUGAAGGCGGCCUUCAACUUUGCCUAGAGAGCACUCAUAGAGUCUUGCGCACAGAAACUGUGCGUGAUCUCAUCAACCAAGUGUAUACCAAACACUCGUCUGGUCACUUUCGAGAUGCAGUUAUGAAAGAAUUAAUGGGUGUAUCAGUAUUAACUCGUUAUAACAACAAAGUUUAUCGUAUUGAUGAUAUAAAUUGGGAUGAAAAUCCUCUUAAAGAGUUCACUUUGAGCAAAGAUCCACAAAGUAAAAUGAGCCUUUACCAGUACUACAAGAAUCACUGGAAUAUUGAAAUCAGAGACCAAAAACAACCUCUUCUGAUACAUAGAGCCAAAAAAAGACUUCCCUCUGGCGAGCAAAUUGAGGAAAGUCUUGACUUGAUUCCGGAGUUGUGCUACCUGUCCGGCCUCACUGAGUCUAUGCGACAAGAUUUUAAAGUGAUGAAAGAUUUAUCAGAAGUGACAAGAAUAUCGCCUGAGCAUCGUGUUGAUGUGGCCCACCGGUUCAUUCAAGAAGUAAAGAAAAAUGAAAUUGCUCGCAAAUUGUUGGCCAGCUGGGGAUUGAACUUGGCUGACCAUGUCGUUGCCCUUCCUGGAAGAGUCGUACCAACAGAGACAAUUUUCUUUGGAAAUAACAAACAAAUCCAAGGUCAGGCUAAUGCUGAUUGGAAUAGUGCUGCAUGUCGUUUACCAAUGCUGAGUACUCCUGGUCUGAAAAAUUGGUGUCUCAUUUACUGCCAAAGGGAUUCCAAAUCGGCAGAAGAUUUCAGCCAGAUGUUCCCAAAGGUCGGUGAGGCCAUGGGAAUGCAAGUUUCGGUUGGCCAUCUAAUUAAGCUAAAAGAUGACCGAACCGAAACUUUUUUAAGAGAGUUAAGACAAAAUAUAUCCCCGACAAUGGAAAUAAUGGUCAUUGUGUUUCCUACAAAUCGCAAUGAUAGAUAUGCUGCUGUCAAAAAACUUUGCUGUGUUGAAAUGCCGAUUGCAUCUCAAGUGAUAAUUUCUAGAACAAUAAAUCGUCCAGACAAGCUCAAGAGUGUUACCCAGAAAAUUGCGUUGCAAAUAAAUUGCAAGCUUGGUGGCACUCUAUGGGCCUUAAAAUCACCCAUGGAUAAUGUUAUGGUCUGUGGGAUCGAUAUACAUCAUGCAGGUGCAGGUCAGAGCAAACACGGAAGUGUUGCUGGUUUUGUGGCCAGUCUUGACAAACCUUUCACACGAUGGUUUAGUAAAGUUUGUCUGCACAGACCUAAUCAAGAGUUAAUUGACGCUCUAAAAGUGUGCCUGAUUUCAGCGUUGAAGGCUUACUUCAAGGUUAAUCAGCGUUUUCCUACUCGAAUAAUAAUAUAUCGUGAUGGUGUGGGUGAUGGUCAAUUAGAGGUUAUCAAAAAUUUUGAAGUGAAGCAAUUAGAAGAAUCCUUUGCAUUGAUUGCUCCAGACUAUAAGCCCACGCUUACUGUCAUCAUUGUACAAAAGAGGAUCAACACAAAAAUUUUCUUGAAAGAGGGAAAACGUUUAGCUAAUCCUCCUCCUGGAACAGUGGUGGACCACACAAUAACACGUCGUAACUAUUACGACUUUUUCUUAGUUAGUCAAAACGUUCGUCAAGGUACCGUUUCACCGACUCACUACUUGGUUAUUCAUGACACAAGUGAAAUGAAGACUGAUCAUGUGCAAAGACUGAGCUUUAAACUCUGUCACAUGUACUACAACUGGCCAGGUACUGUUAGAGUACCUGCCCCUUGUCAAUAUGCGCAUAAACUUGCAUUCCUAGUCGGUCAGAGUAUACAGAUGGAGCCUCACCAAUCGUUAUGGGAGAAACUUUAUUAUCUGUAGAAACUCGCGCCUUUCCACGAGCACAGAGAAAUUGGCGCAGUUGCCCAUGAUACACGUGGAUACAAAGUUCAUUAGAUUUUUUAAGACGUUUUUUUCAGGUUAUCGCACAUACGUGUAUCGUACAUACGUGUAUCGUACAUCUAAACAUCUUUGAAGCAUCAGCUUUUCUCUUCAGAUAAUCCGCGUCUUCAUUUAGUAGACUACGAAUUCGUUCAGUAAUGAAUCUUAAUGCAGUAUUAUCUGAAAACAAUCUAUGUUUCAGUUUAAGUAGAGGUACUUCGUUACAAACUCAUAUCUCCGAUAUGUCACACAGCCUUUUUGUCAGGUAGACCAGACCAUUACGUGUUGCAUAAAUACGUAAAGCCAAAUUACAAGUGAUUCGUUUUUCUUUUCCGUUUUUGUUAUUCAUAAUUUUACUAUUAUUUAAAAAUUAUGAUCAUGUUAUUAUGGCAUACAAUGCGUAAGUGUAAUGUAUGCCACUUACUGAUUCCUUCUACUAUCGAUUCUUUUUAAAAAAAAAUCGAGCCAUGAUAAAGCUUCGAGGCGAAAAUCUAGCAUUUCUAAUCCAUACGUAAUACUUUUAGGUUAUAAAAAAAAUUAAUUUAAAUCAAUUUCGUCAGAGUAUCUAAAUUGGGAUAACUUGAAAAAAGUUCUGUUGUAUUGAUAAAUUAAUUUUAUUUCUCCAACUUCUACACGUGUCGGAUAGACCCAGAUAACGCCAAAACGCUAUACCAAAUAUUAUGGAUAUAUAUAAUUGUUGUUACCCAAUGCUAAAGCUUCGACUAAAAUCGUUGAUAAGGCCUUACUUAUCUUGACAUGUUUUCGGAGUUAGGAUAAAGAUACAAUGUUAGUAUUACGAAUUAACCGUGAACGUAAUUACUAUUUCCUCGUUUGAAUUAAUUGUUGUCGAAGAGUUUUAUUACUUCAAAACUUGUGUAAUAAUGUAGAAACAAAGAAUCUCCAUUAUUAAAGGUCUAAGAAAGCUAAUUUUCGGUAUGAAGUGAUAAUCCAAUUUUCCCUGCUCGCGAAAAAGUCUAAAAUAUAUUUUAUGUAGACCAUCUAACUUUUAUACAAAUAAAUAAAUGCAUACUAAUUUUAUUCUAUGCAAUGCUGUUCACAUGCGUGUAAUGUUUCAAAGGGUAGAAAGCAUUUCCAAAAACAAGAAAAUAAAUGGGUUUGACUGAGCCUG
Messenger RNA from Neodiprion fabricii, 4340 nucleotides. It is a transcript of the gene AGO3, whose product is annotated as piwi-like protein Ago3. The coding region runs from base 320 to 3151 and encodes 943 amino acids. The transcript has 13 exons. Gene Ontology annotation, biological process: regulatory ncRNA-mediated gene silencing. The record is from RefSeq and is a predicted model, not a curated record. Gene Ontology annotation, molecular function: protein binding; piRNA binding. NCBI's taxonomy places the organism in Eukaryota, Metazoa, Arthropoda, Insecta, Hymenoptera, Diprionidae. Gene Ontology annotation, cellular component: P granule.